UGGAAAAAUGAAAAAGCAAAAUAAUGGAUAGGCACGCGACCGCCACACGACAUAAAUUUAUUUAAAAAAAAAAGAUAACGGGAUUGAAAUUUGCGAAAGAUGGACGCAAACAGAAUUUUGCAACAAUAUGUUCUUAUUAAGCCAAAUACAUUGUCUUUAAACGGGCAUUUCGAUACUCCUCUGCAGUCAUUAGAUAACCUGCAAAUCAUUAAUAGAUCAAAUAUGACGAAUGGAAAGUUGAAUUAUCAGUUUAGUCACCAACAGCAACCAAUUGGAGGGAAAUCGGCGGGGAAGAAACCUCUGGUCAUGUCGAAGAGAAAUGCUCGGGAACGGAGGCGAGUUAAAAUGAUUAAUUUAGGAUAUGAAACUUUACGAUUGCACGUUCCAGGAGGUGCGGAAAAUAAAAAACUCAGUAAAGUUGACACUUUGAGACGAGCGGUUGAUUAUAUAAAAUAUCUACAAACAGUAUUAGAUAUGGACAAUUCAUGUAUGUCUCCAACAGAUAUUAAAAUAGAAAACUGUAGUGAAGAUGAAAUUUCAAGUCAAAGUUCAGAAGCUACGCCGUCACUGUUAAAUUCAAAUACUCAGUUUGAUCACAUUCCUCAACCACACACUAGAUUGAGUGAACCUGUCGACAUCGAGACAUCUGCCGAGGUCACGACGAGCGAGCCCGAGAACGAAAUGUUUAUAGACAUUGCCGCUUGGUUAUUGAAGACACCCACCAGUUUUAAAACAAAUAGUAGAUUAAAAGAUAUGGGUCCAAAUGAGCAACAAUUGUUCACAACUAUGAUGUGAAGAAAAGGUGCAUUGUGGGAAACAUUAGUGCUUUGUUUGGAAGAAAACUGAUACAUUCUCCAGAAGUGUUGAUGGACAAUUGAAAUUAAUAUCUUUGUUUAUUUUUUAAAUGUUGAUGUCAACAACGAAAUUGAUCUCCAUUGUUAACUUGCCAUCUUAACAUUUCACAUUUUUUAUAUCGCUCAGGGAGAUGUUUGAAUAGCGAUCUUCAUCAGAAAUAUUUCAAGAUCGGACAUUUAUAGGCAUUUGUUUGUGAACCUAGUAAUUUACAAGUAGUUUUUUAUACAUUUAAAAUGCAUAUUAACUUUCAGUGCUCAAAAUACGUUGGCAUUAUGUACUAGUUUUAUACAUUGGCAUUAUAUAUACUUGUUUUUUUACUGUAAUUUACAAUCAGAAAGUAUUUAUUUGAGAGCUCAAUUAUGUCAAAAUGUAUGUUUAUGAAUAGUCUACUUUCCAUGAUCGUUGUUCGUAGAAAAGUUAAAAUAUAUAAAUCAUGCUGUUAUAUUUGUGUCAGUUAGAGAUCACGCCGAAUUUAGUUUUUUUCCACGUGAUUUUGAGUCGGUCUUAGUAAGUUAAGAUCAUUUCAGUAAAUGGGUUCUACCAACUUAAAGACAAAAGAGGGAGAGAAAAAGGGGGAGGACCAUUUUAUUAUCAGAUAUUAGCUGAUCUGAUAUGGACGAAACAGAAUACGAACAAGCAAAAACUUCAACAACGAUUCUGUAUAACAGAUGCACAUACAUAUCUACCACAGAUGACUUCGGUCUAAAAAUCACACAACCGAAACCACCAUAACUUCCACAUAUUUUUCUGUACGAGUUGUGUUCCUAUUUUACUAAAUUAUGGUAUAAGUUUCUUUUAUAUAAAAACAGUGAUUCAGUUUGGGCAUUUCCUUUUCAACAAAAAAAAAAAAAGAAGAAAA
Mytilus trossulus (common blue mussel) is the source of this 1714-nucleotide messenger RNA. Its product is annotated as achaete-scute homolog 1-like. The transcript is spliced from 2 exons. Bases 100 to 795 code for a protein of 231 amino acids. The record is from RefSeq and is a predicted model, not a curated record. NCBI's taxonomy places the organism in Eukaryota, Metazoa, Mollusca, Bivalvia, Mytilida, Mytilidae. Gene Ontology annotation, molecular function: RNA polymerase II transcription regulatory region sequence-specific DNA binding; protein dimerization activity; DNA-binding transcription factor activity, RNA polymerase II-specific. Gene Ontology annotation, biological process: developmental process; regulation of transcription by RNA polymerase II.